This is a messenger RNA of Spinacia oleracea (spinach), 2849 nucleotides long. RefSeq names its product protein NRT1/ PTR FAMILY 8.3-like. Lineage: Eukaryota; Viridiplantae; Streptophyta; Magnoliopsida; Caryophyllales; Amaranthaceae. Bases 203 to 1954 code for a protein of 583 amino acids. Gene Ontology annotation, cellular component: membrane. The transcript has 5 exons. The record is from RefSeq and is a predicted model, not a curated record. Gene Ontology annotation, molecular function: transmembrane transporter activity. Gene Ontology annotation, biological process: oligopeptide transport; transmembrane transport.
UGCACAAUUUCCAUUUAGGCUAGAUUCCUUCAGCCGAAAUGAAUCUCUCUAUCUUAAAAUGAUUCCUUGAAGUUGACAAAUUUUGUCAUCUUGCAAAAUAUAAAUUAUCCAGAAGAAAAAAAAAAAAAAAAAAAAAGAGAGAGAAAAAGAAGGUGUGAAAAUUUGCAUUGUGUUACACAAGGAAGGAAAGAAAGAUCAGAAGAUGGGUAGUCAAGAAGAUGAGAGAUUGCUCUUAGAACAUGGCCUCUUACAGGAAAAUGGUGAACAAUGUACUGGAGAUGGAUCGGUUGAUCUCAAAGGAAAUCCUGUCCUUAAAAGCAAAACUGGAAAUUGGAGAGCCUGCCCCUUUAUUCUUGGUACAGAAUGCUGUGAGCGUCUUGCUUACUAUGGCAUUGCCACAAACCUUGUAAGUUACCUGACCAAAAAAAUGCAUCAAGGAAAUGUCUCUGCUGCAAGGAAUGUUACUACCUGGUCAGGAACUUGUUACCUAACACCACUUAUUGGAGCUGUCUUAGCAGAUGCAUAUUGGGGAAGAUAUUGGACGAUUGCUGUAUUCUCCACGAUUUACUUGAUUGGAAUGUGUACCUUGGCUUUAUCUGCAUCAGUUGCUGUAUUUAUGGCUCCUGAAUGCAUCGAUUCAAUUUGCCCUUCAGCCACUCCAGCGCAGUAUGGAGUGUUCUUUUUGGGCCUCUAUCUGAUUGCAUUGGGAACUGGAGGGAUUAAGCCAUGUGUAUCUUCUUUUGGGGCUGACCAGUUUGAUGAUACUGACCCCAACGAGAGGGUGAAGAAAGGAUCCUUUUUUAAUUGGUUUUAUUUCUCUAUCAACAUUGGUGCCCUUGUAUCGAGUACACUUAUUGUUUGGAUGCAAGAAAAUGCUGGAUGGGGCCUUGGCUUUGGCAUUCCAGCAAUAUUCAUGUUUGUUGCUAUUGCAAGCUUUUUUUCAGGAACUCCCCUCUAUAGGUUUCAAAGACCUGGGGGAAGCCCGUUAACACGAAUGUGUCAGGUUGUUGUUGCAUCAUUCCGUAAGUGUGAAUUAGAGGUCCCUCAAGAUAGUAGUCUUCUGUAUGAGACUCAGGACAAACAUUCAGCUAUCGAGGGGAGUCGAAAGCUGGAGCAUACUGAUGAACUAAAGUGCCUGGAUAAAGCAGCUGUGGUGUCAGAAGCUGACAUGAAAAGCGGGGAUUUCUCCAACCCAUGGACAUUGUGCACCAUAACACAGGUGGAAGAAUUGAAGAUCUUGAUCCGUAUGUUCCCUAUAUGGGCUACUGGAAUAGUUUUUUCUGCCGUUUAUGCCCAGAUGUCAACAAUGUUUGUUGAACAAGGAACGGUUAUGGAUCGAAGAAUCGGAUCCUUCAUCAUCCCAGCAGCCUCGUUGUCCACUUUUGAUGUGAUCAGUGUUAUAUUCUGGGUCCCAGUAUAUGACAGUGUUCUUGUUCCAAUAGCUAGAAAGUUUACGGGGCAAGAGAGAGGGUUUUCAGAACUACAGAGAAUGGGUAUUGGGCUUUUCAUCUCCAUCCUUUCCAUGGUAGCUGCUGCUUUAGUGGAGAUAAGACGUUUGCAGAUUGCUAAUGAACUGGGUUUGGUCAACGAAGAUGUUGCUGUCCCAAUGAAUAUCUUUUGGCAAGUACCGCAAUACUUCUUGGUGGGGGCCGCAGAGGUGUUUACCUUUGUAGGGCAAUUGGAGUUCUUCUAUGAUCAGUCACCCGAUGCCAUGCGAAGUUUGUGUAGUGCACUUUCUCUCCUGACAACAUCACUUGGUAAUUACUUGAGCUCGUUGAUUCUGACGAUCGUGACAGCCAUUACCACUGCUGGAGGAAACCCGGGAUGGAUUCCGGAUAAUCUAAAUCAAGGUCACCUCGACAAUUUCUUCUGGCUUUUGGCUGGACUGAGUUUCUUAAACAUGUUGGUGUAUAUUUGCUGUUCUCUCAAGUACAAACAGAAGAUGGCUUCCUAGGAAAGCAGCUGCUAGUCUGCUACUGGUGGUGUUAACGUGUUAAGUGUACAAUAUUAAAUUUCUGAUGCUUCAGCUCAAAGCUAAUGGUUGUAUUAUACUCCGUAGCUAGAUAGGAUCCUGUUUUUCUUAUACCACUUGAACCAAAUCCAAGUAUGUUUCUUUUUUCAUAUAAUUAUUAUUUGUUCUUUGCUAUCGUACUGGAUUUAUAAAUGAAUGUUUGUUUAACCCUGUAGUGAAACCUUAAAACAUGCAUUUACAUGGUGGACAAUAUUAAUGAUUUGUAAAAGAGAAAGUUGUGGCUAGGAUCUUAUUUGAAGAGCUUUUGAAGGAGUGACAACAGGCGCAUACGGCUACACGAGUGUUUUUUUGUUCUACUAUGAGGAGUUUCCACCGUUUUUUUUUUUUUUGAUUCCAAUGAGCCUCAAGGGAAAUAUAAAUUACAAAUGGGGGUGGGGGGAUUCGAACCUGAAACCUAUUGUACACAGGCCCUCAGUCUUAACCACUGGGCCAAGGAAUUGCGUGUAUAUAGUUAGCAAAGUAAUGCGGAAUAUCAGAUUACGAAAUUAUUUGCUUUUUGAAUUUGAAAAAUGAGAGGUAUAAACAUAGUUCACAUAUUUUUACGCCGCUUCAUGCGUUUCUUUACCAUGGUAAUCUCAAUGGUAUAAUGUGUCACACAUUUACAAAUAUCAGUAUAUCACCAAUUAUAUUCUAUUUAUUGCUAUUAUUUUUCAGCUCUGUGUUCAUACUAAUGGAUAUUUAUUCGAGGGAUUUAAGUUCAUUUCACCAUCUUUAAUCGAAUAAAAAGACAGGGACUUUGAGUUGCAGGGAAACGUGGAGGACGGCGAUGAAUACUCCAGAUGAUCAUCAAUUGCUUCUAGAAGAUUCAAUUCUCCAG